Kogia breviceps (pygmy sperm whale) is the source of this 2739-nucleotide messenger RNA. It is a transcript of the gene DYM, whose product is annotated as dymeclin. Gene Ontology annotation, cellular component: Golgi apparatus. Gene Ontology annotation, biological process: Golgi organization. Lineage: Eukaryota; Metazoa; Chordata; Mammalia; Artiodactyla; Physeteridae. The record is from RefSeq and is a predicted model, not a curated record.
CGCGCCGGGGCUUUCGGUACCCCGAGCGUUCUCCGUAGCUUCCCUCUUCUCUCCCCGCCCCUGGGCCUCCGCACUGACGCUGUCCGGGCGGGAGCCGAGCCGGAGUCGGAGUCGGAGCCGGAGCCGCAGAGACGUGGAAACAGGGAGGCCUGAGCCGGUGUGCGCCAACCCGGCUGCGGCGGCGACCGUGGCUUGUUCUGUCCCCUCUGCCACCCGUUCGCCCGUCCGUGAGCUGGAAGCGGAUCUCCCCGCCGGCUGAGACAGGUUGUCUUAUGGAAAUGAAGGUUUAAGGACAAGUUAUCUACCAGAUUAAAAGAUGGGAUCGAAUAGCAGCAGAAUUGGUGAUCUUCCUAAAAAUGAGUACUUAAAAAAGUUAUCAGGCACAGAAUCUGUCUCUGAGAAUGACCCGUUCUGGAAUCAGCUACUGUCAUUUUCUUUCCCUGCACCAACUAGCAGUACCGAGUUGAAGCUCUUGGAGGAGGCAACUGUUUCAGUCUGCAGGUCUUUAGUUGAAAACAAUCCUCGAACAGGAAACCUUGGUGCACUAAUUAAGGUCUUCCUGUCUAGAACCAAAGAACUAAAACUUUCAGCAGAAUGUCAGAACCACAUCUUCAUUUGGCAGACACACAAUGCUUUGUUUAUUAUUUGCUGUUUGCUGAAAGUGUUCAUUUGUGAGAUGUCAGAGGAAGAGUUACAACUUCAUUUUACUUAUGAAGAGAAAUCUCCUGGCAGUUACAGUUCUGACUCAGAAGAUCUUUUGGAAGAAUUGCUGUGCUGUUUGAUGCAGCUAAUCACUGAUAUUCCACUCUUAGAUAUUACAUAUGAAAUAUCAGUAGAAGCUGUGUCAACAAUGGUGGUUUUCCUUUCCUGCCAGCUCUUCCACAAGGAAGUUUUGCGACAGAGCAUCAGUCACAAGUAUUUGAUGCAAGGUCGAUGCCUCCCAUAUACCAGCAAACUUGUAAAGACCUUGUUGUAUAACUUCAUCAGGCAAGAGAAGCCACCUCCUCCAGGGGCACACGUUUUCCCUCAGCAGUCAGAUGGGGGAGGGCUGCUGUAUGGACUGGCAUCAGGAGUAGCAACUGGACUCUGGACUGUUUUCACACUGGGCGGUGUGGGCAGCAAAGCGGCCGCUGCUGCAGAAGUUUCUUCCCCUCUGGCCAACCAGAGUCUCCUGCUUCUGCUGGUACUAGCCAACCUGACAGAUGCUGCAGAUGCACCAAACCCCUACCGACAGGCCAUCAUGUCCUUUAAGAAUACACAAGAUAGCAGUCCUUUCCCCUCGUCAAUUCCACAUGCUUUCCAGAUAAACUUUAACAGUUUGUAUAUGGCCCUAUGUGAACAGCAGACAUCUGAUCAAGCAACUCUCCUUUUGUAUACAUUGCUCCAUCAGAAUAGUAAUAUUAGAACAUACAUGUUGGCUCGCACAGAUAUGGAAAAUCUUGUUUUACCAAUUCUUGAGAUUCUGUAUCAUGUGGAAGAAAGAAAUUCACACCAUGUCUAUAUGGCCCUUAUAGUAUUGUUGAUCCUUACAGAAGAUGAUGGCUUCAAUAGAUCCAUUCACGAAGUGAUGUUAAAAAAUAUUACUUGGUAUUCAGAACGGGUUUUAACUGAAAUUUCACUGGGUAGUCUCCUGAUACUGGUUGUAAUAAGAACUAUUCAGUACAACAUGACAAGGACAAGAGACAAGUACCUUCACACAAAUUGUUUGGCAGCUUUAGCAAAUAUGUCGGCACAGUUUCGUUCUCUCCAUCAGUAUGCUGCCCAGAGGAUCAUCAGUUAUACCUGCCGCCACUUGCGGAGAUAUGUUUAUGUGUUGGACAAACUGUAUUUUCCCCACUCUCACUGUUCUACGCUUCAACAUUGCUUCUCGACCCUCAGUGACAAUGGAGAGGAACUCUUGUCUUUAACUUGCUCUCACAUUCUCAGAUCCUAUGCUUCCAGCUUGUUUUCCUUGCUGUCUAAAAAACACAACAAAGUUCUGGAACAAGCCACACAGUCCUUGAGAGGUUCGCUGAGUUCCAAUGAUGUUCCUCUACCAGAUUAUGCACAAGACCUAAAUGUCAUCGAAGAAGUGAUUCGAAUGAUGUUAGAGAUCAUCAACUCCUGCCUGACAAAUUCUCUUCAUCACAAUCCAAAUUUGGUGUAUGCACUUCUUUACAAACGAGAUCUCUUUGAACAAUUUCGAACACAUCCUUCAUUUCAGGAUAUCAUGCAAAAUAUUGAUCUGGUGAUCACCUUCUUUAGCUCGAGGUUGCUACAAGCUGGAGCUGAGCUGUCAGUGGAACGGGUCCUGGAAAUCAUCAAGCAAGGGGUCGUCGCACUGCCCAAGGACAGGCUGAAGAAGUUUCCAGAACUGAAAUUCAAAUAUGUGGAAGAGGAGCAGCCCGAGGAGUUUUUCAUCCCCUAUGUCUGGUCCUUGGUGUACAACUCAGCGGUGGGCCUGUACUGGAACCCACAGGACAUCCAGCUGUUCACGAUGGAUUCCGACUGAGCACGGGACGCCGUCUCCCACCCUGACCCCCUCCAGCCAAGCAGCCCUUCUAGUUAUUUUCUUUCUGGGGAACAGAGGUAGACAGAUUCCCUGGUGCGUCUUCUAUUAAAGAGGAUCACACAGGCGUGUUUCCCUUGCACACUUGGGUUUGGAGAAUUGGUGCCAGUUGGCAAUAGAUCGCUCAGUUUAGCUUAUAGUGCAAAAAAGGGGAGGGGAGUUACACAACAAUAAUAAAUGUAAAAACCUGC